AAACCACAGAACACACAGACCGACAGAGACGCACACAGGCAGCAUGGAAGGCAAAGGGCUCGUGGCUCAGCUGCAGAAGGCAGCUAUCUGCCCUGCCUGCAGGGGGCACUUCAAGGACCCGGUGAUCUUGGACUGCGAUCACAGCUACUGCCGGGCCUGCAUCACCCGCUACUGGGAAGAGGCGGCCGCCACUGGGAAGGGCCCCAGGGUGCUCUCUUGCCCCCAGUGCAAGGCAGUUUUUGAGAGGAAGAACCUGCGGACCAACGUCAAGCUGGCGGUGGAGGUCAAGAUCACCCAACAUCUCAACGCCAAGACGGCUCACGUGCCCCUCGCACCCAAGCCCAGGAGGCGCCGUGGGGGAUGGAUUCCUGCAACCGGCAUCCAGGAGAAAAAGGUAUGACGCGAGAGUAAGGGGAGUUGGGGCUCACCAAGGGUCAAUGCCAGGACUCAGUUCUAGAAAUUGCAAAAAAAGAGGAUAGAAGGUCUCUGAGUAUGUGCAGAGUGCCUCUCAUCGCUGAGUUGAUUUGUUUGGUAUUAUUGCAUUUGCAUCUGGCCCUUCUUCCCCAAGGAACAACUGCAACCGGCCCCUAAAGGUCUCGGGAGAAGGGCUUUCCAUGAAGAAAGCAUGAAUUCCAAUUAAGUUACCACCUUUCAUGGAAAGAAUUUUGUCGCAGAAUCUGAGAUAAAUUUGCAGGAAUCCAGGGUCCUGUGUUUUUUCUUUCUUUCACAUUUUUAAACAAAUUCCUUCACCAGGAAGAUCUAUUGCUAUACAGUGGUACCUCGGGUUAAGUACUUAAUUCGUUCUGGAGGUCUGUUCUUAACCUGAAGCUCCACUUUAGCUAAUGGGGCCUUCUGCUGCUGCAGUGCCACCAGAGCACAAUUUGUGUUCUCAUCCUGAAGCAAAGUUCUUAACCUGAAGCACUAUUUCUGGGUUAGUGGAGUCUGUAACCUGAAGUGUAUGUAACCACAAGCGUAUGUAACCUGAGGUACCACUGUAUAAGGUCCGCUUCAAACCUUUCCCUUUAACUGAAUAUAAACAAUGAGCAGCACAAGACUGAGUGUGGAAAGAAAGUCGCAGUCCACUUCUGCUUUUAAGAGGACGGGCAGAAAUUCAGUCAGUGAAGCUUUUCCCCAGCACUGGGAUGCACAAAACAGUUCUUGUUAAAUUUCUGACUGUUACUCCAGCAAUUAAAGCCAAGAAAACAGAGUAGAUACUGAAGAGCACAGGGAUGUUUUCUUACAGUUGGAGAGCAUCAAUAACUGAAAACCAGAGACUUAACCAGCAGCAAGAGAUAUCCCUCCUUUCCCCCUCCUUGUAUGUCAGCCUUUGCCAGCUUGGUGCCUUCAAUAAGUUUUGGACUAUAACUGCGCUGGGGCUGAUGGGAAUUGUAGUCCAAAACAUCUCUGCCUAGAAGAGGGAUGGGGAAACACAUGGUCCUUCUGCCAUCUUUGACCAUUGGCUUGGGCUGAUGGGAGCUGAAAUCCAACAACAUAUGGAGGACAACAGGCUACCCAUCCCUGCUCUAGAACCUCAGUAGCCUGGCCUAGAACAUCAGGAGCAGACUUCAUAAGAAAGAAUCUCCAAGUGUCUCUAUUUUCCAGGGAUUUACAGAAGCCAUCCCAGUUUCUGAUUUGACCCUGGAAUGUCCCACUUUUCCUUAGGACGUCCCUAUUUUCAUGGGAGAAACGUUGGUAUGAUAAGAUGAUGAAGAGCUGACACUGGACCUCUUUCAAUUUGGGUGUAUAGCAACCACAGGGUGAGGGAGCCACAUGGAUCAAUACGAUAGGCCUUUUUUCCCUUACCCUGUCACCAUGUGCUGUUUCCCUAGGGAAAUUCCCCUCCAGCCGUGUUCGUACAUUUUCUCAAGCAGAGCAAAUUUGUCUCCUCCGAGCUACGGGAGAGGCCGGUGCUUAGCGGCAGAGAAUGCUCUCUGCACGCUGGUAAUUCUCAGCACCUCCAGGGAAGGCUGGGAAGGACUCUGAGAGUUGGAGACUCUGGUGAGCCACUGCGGUCAGGGCUAGAUGGGUGAACGGUCCAAUUUGUUAUCUGGGAGACCCAAGGUUUUCCCUUCCCUCCUGCAGACUUAGGCAGCCAUGGCAAGACAACAGGAACACUCGAGUUAUGUGGGAAGGCAGGCCUGUCAGUUUGCAGGCUCCCCAGGAGAAACGUUCUAGGGACUGGAGGUUUUAAAGCAGAGGUAGGAUGGUUAGGGGUUCUUGAGCUGUGAUUCCUGCACUGCGUGGGGCUGGACUUCCAGCUCUGCAGCUCUGUUAUUCUAUAAACACAAAGCAGGGCAUGAUGCCCAUGAAGAACUCUUAUUAUUUGUAUAUCACCUUUAAGGGGGAUGCAUUUUACAGAAGGAGCAGGGGGAGAGAAGGAUCUCUGCAGAUCCCGAAACCUCACCCUCCUCAAAAUCCGAGCAAGGCUCCGUUCCUUUGACCCACACAGUGAAAUGUUCCUCAUUGUCUUGCAUUUGUCCAGCCUGAGGCUCCAACCUUAUACCCACUUGCACGGAAAGAAGCCCCGCAGAACUCAGCGGAACUGAACAGACAUGUCUAGGAUUGCACCGUCAGACAGCCAGUCCCCAGGAUUUCCACAUUUAAAAUAACAUGCGCACACACACACACGCGCAAAAAAUGCCUCAACCGAAACGGAAAACAGGCUCAUCUGGUAUGCCGUUGACAUUAGCAUUACAGGUAGCCUGGAUCUCAGAGCGGCAGAUAGAAAGAGGAAGGAGAGCAAAACCGCUUUGUAUUAUCUGGAGGGACAGGGAAGUUUUUGCCCUUCAGAUGCAGAGCCUACAAUUGUCCCUAUUUUCCAGGGACAGUCCUGGAAUGAUAGAAGCCGUCCCGGUUUCUGAUUUGAUCCCAGGAUGUCCUGCUUUUCCUUAAAGGUAAAGGGACCCCUGACCAUUAGGUCCAGUCGUGGCCAACUCUGGGGUUGUGGUGCUCAUCUCGCUUUAUUGGCCGAGGGAGCCGGCGUACAGCUUCUGGGUCAUGUGGCCAGCAUGACUAAGGGACUUCUGGCAAACCAGAGCAGCACACGGAAACACCGUUUACCUUCCCGCCGGAGCUGUACCUAUUUAUCUACUUGAACUUUGACGUGCUUUCAAACUGCUAGGUUGGCAGGAGCAGGGACCGAACAACGGGAGCUCACCCCGUCAUGGGGAUUCAAACCGCCAACCUUCUGAUCGGCAAGUCCUAGGCUCUGUGGUUUAACCCACAGCGCCAGUGGCGUAGCGUGGGGGGUGCAGGGGGGGCCGGCCGCACCGGGCACAACAUCUGGGGGUUAGGGGGCACAAAUCCACGGGUUAGGGGGUGCACAUUACUUGCCUUGCCCCGGGUGCUGACAACCCACGCUACGCCACUGCACAGCGCCACCCACUUAGGACACCCCUAUUUUCAUAUUGGAAGCUAUGCAGAUUUUGCUGGAUUACAACUCCCUGACCAUUAGCUGUUCUGGCUGGGGCUGAUGAGGGUGGGGUGGUGAAAAAUAAUGAAUAAAAUAAAAAAAAGUAAGGGGAUAGCUUUCAUAGAGGCAGGAAAAAAGUUGGCAAACCUAGUGACCUCCAUUCUGGAAGGGGGAUUUCCAAACGCAUUGCAAGAGAAAGGAGUAGGGUGAACACUUAAUGGAGCAGGAAUCUCAGAUAUUUGAUUCAGAUUUUGGACUCGAAUUACAGCUGCCAACUAACCAGGGGCGGUUGGGAAAGAGGCAUGGUCUCUUUCGACUACAGCUUGAGCUGCCUAUAUCAGCCAGUGAAUCUUUCUUAAGACAUGGAAAUAUGCAUAAUCACUUGCUAAGGUCUGCAGAGCAAGCUGCUAUAUGAAAGGCAGAGGUGCGUGGGCUGGGAAAGAAGUUGGCAACCUUAACUAGAAUCUUCAUGGAAGGAGGAGAUAGAGAAAGAAACCUGAUACUACAGGAAAAAGCAAAGAGGAGAAUCAGAAGACGGAAAGAAAAGCCGCAAAAAUGGACAACUAUGUAUUAUGUAAUAAUUACAUAUUGCAUGAGGAUGAUAGUCAUACGGGUGUUUUUAAAAUAGUGGUUUCUCUUCUUGCAAAUAUGCAUAUAUAAGAGCCUAGCAAGGUUUUAUGUUUGUGUGUGUAUGCAAAGCUUGCUGCUCUUAUCAGACACUAUCCUGAGGGUAAUCCAAUCCAUUUCCAUCGGUAAUGAAUUUAGUCUGAUCGCAAGCCCAGAUUUGAGUUACAACAUCCCUCUUGUGUUUUUUGACGCUGAAUUUUCGUUCUCCUGGAAGUCUUAAAACUUGUGCCUUCUUGCUGCUGCAACAAGACAAUAAUCUGAUAAGAUCCAGCCUUCCUUACAUAAUGCCUACUCAAAACAAAAUAGGGCAAAGCAUAAUACGGAAUUUGGAAUUUAGUGGAAGAACCUCGUGCAGUGGAAAUUUCAUGCGCCUGAUCUGCCUUGCCUUCCCGGAUUGCACCAGCCACAAUUUAUCGGGCACAUCCCACAAAUCCUUCGCCUUCUGUUGCUUCAGCAUCUCCUACAUAGCUAAGGUGGAGAUCAGAUAGAGUGGCCUUGCUGUUCUCGACAGGCAAGAUACACAGCAAUACUGGUGGGGCAGCAGGAUGGCAGCACAUGCCAAUGAGUGAUGACAUUGCUGAAACAGGGCAUAUAUUUUUUUGAGUCUUUCAGGCAAAGUGAGGUCAAAAAGUUUUCACUCUUGGCCAUUGUUGGACUCCAGCUCCCAUCAUCCCUGACCAUUGACCACACUGGCUGGGGCUGAUGGGAGUUGUAGUUCAACAACAACGGAGACAAAAGGCAGCCCACCCCUAGUGAAGACAUUGGCUGAGCUACAUGGAUCAAUGCUCUGUCUUGUUUAUGAGAUCCGCUGGCCUAGGAAUGGGCUCCUCUGUGUCUGACUAGGACUGAAGACACCUGGAUUCAAAUAAGCCACUGAUAAGAACAUCCCCACCUGAAAAAAGGGGACAUCUCCUAUUUUCACAUGAGAUCUCGGUGGCCAUUUUGGGUGCCGCUGUCUCGUGCACUCUGGCGACGCAAUCUGGCCCUGAAAAACGCACCUUUUAAAAAUAAUAUACCGUACUUUAUUAAAUUUCCACAAAUUUCACAUAAAAUUCCAAUACAUAAUAAAUUCUUCUUUUGCUUUAUCGACUUCUCAUCCCAUUUUCCAUGGUUUCUUUUUAAAAUUCUAUCUCAUUCCUCUCUUCACUCUUUAAUAUCAAAACCAUAAUACAAUAAUCUCUAAUUAUUUCUGUUGCUCACAGUUCAAAUCCUGAUUGCGAAUUUAUCAUAUUAAAAUAUUUUGUUAAAUUGUCCAGAAAGGGCUUCCAUUCUCUUAUUUUAGCUCUUAGCUUUGCUGAUUCAGUGUAGUCCAUCACUUUGCUGAGGCAUUCUUCUUUGGUGGGAAUUUCUUCAUCUUUCCAUUUCUGUGCAUAAAGAAUCCUAGCUGCUGUCGUUACAUACGUAAAUAAUGAAAAAAAGCGAUUUUUCAGGGCUGCGUGAGAUCGAAAGAAACCGCUUUUUGGGGUCACCUGACUUAGCCAUAUUUCUAACAUGCAGCCAAAUUCAGCAAACCCCUACCCAAUUCAGGUAGUCUAUGUGUUCCAGCUCAAGCACACCUGGUACAACUAAUGGAGCCCUUUAUUAGUUGCAUCAGGUGUGCGUGAGAAAACACCUGUUGUAUUUGUGCUGUUGUGAGCAAUUCUAUUCAGGGGGUUGAACAUCAGUGAGCUUGGAGAAACCAGUUUAAGUUGCAUUUUCAGCUGAAUUUGGGGGAACUAUGAAACUUCCAUUGUGCUGAGCUAUUUCAAUUGCUUUUGUUUGAUUUGCCCAUUGCAAACAGCUGAAAGUCUGGAAAUUCUGAUAAUAAACCUGAUGUGCAAGGGGGGGGGGGUUUGAAUAAUUUCCAUUGUGACUGUGGAGCUGUAGAGUUGGAAGGGAACUGCCCUUCUUUGGAGGGGGAAAUGUGUUUUAAAGGCAUAGCAUGCAUGCACAGACACACCUUUGGAUCUCAGCACCCAGGCAGGUGGAGAUGCUCCUUCAGGUACAGUGGUACCUUGGUUCUCAAACUUAAUCCAUUCCGGAAGUCCAUUCCAAAACCAAAGCAUUCCAAAACCAAGGUGCGCUUUCCCAUAGAAAGCAAUGCAAAACGAAUUAAUCCGUUCCAGACUUUUAAAAACAACUCCUAAAACAGCAAUUUAAUGUGAAUUUUACUAUCUAAAGAGACCACUGAUCCAUAAAAUGAAAGCAAUAAUCAAUGCACUGUACUAUAAAAUAAAUAAGACAGUUUUGUAGAUGAUAAAAAUUAAAAUUAUUAUUAUUUUCUUACCUGCACUGAUGAUAAUAAUAAUAAUAAUAAUAAAUUUUAUUUAUAUCCCGCCCUCCCCAGCCAAAGCCAGGCUCAGGGCGGCUAACAACAAACAAAUAAUCAAACAAUCAAAUAAUCAAUAUUCUAAAACAUUUCAUUAUAAAAUUAAUUAAAAUCAAAUUAAUGGCAACCGUUAAGCAAAGUUCUGUGCAGGUUGCCGGAGGUGGGAGUCAGGCUGGGCCCUGACCAAAGGCCUGGUGGAACAACUCUGUCUUGCAGGCCCUGCGGAAAGAUGUCAGGUCCCGCAGGGCCCUAGUCUCUUGUGACAGAGCGUUCCACCAGAUUGGAGCCGCAGCCGAGAAAGCCCUGGCUCUAGUUGAGGCCAGCCUAACCUCUCUGAGGCCUGGGACCUUCAGGAUGUUUUUAUUUGCAGACCGUAGGUUCCUCUGUGGGGCAUACCAGGAGAGGCGGUCCCGUAGGUACGAGGGUCCUAGGCCGUAUAGGGCUUUAAAGGUUAAAACCAGCACCUUAAACCUGAUCCUGUACUCCACCGGGAGCCAGUGCAGCUGGUAUAGUACCGGAUGAAUGUGAUCUCGCAGCGAAGACCCCAUAAGGAGUCUCGCCGCGGCAUUCUGCACCCGCUGGAGUUUCUGGGUCAGUCUCAAGGGCAGCCCCACGUAGAGCGAGUUACAAUAAUCCAGUCUGGAGGUGACCGUCGCGUGGAUCACAGUGGCUAGGUCAGGGCGAGAGAGAUAAGGGGCCAACUGCUUAGCUUGGCGGAGAUGAAAAAUGCCGCCUUUGUUAUAGCUGUAAUCUGCGCCUCCAUAGAAAGGGAGGUAUCGAAGAUUACACCCAAACUCUUAACUGACGGUGCUGGCACUAAUUGCACCCCCCGCAAGAGAUGGGAGUUGCCCCCCCAAUCCCAUAUCGUCCCGUCCCAGCCAGAGGACCUCUGUCUUCGAAGGAUUUAACUUCAACCGGCUUCCGCGUAACCAUCCAGCCACAGCUUCCAAACAUCUGGUCAGUGUGUCUGGGGCCGAGUCAGGAUGGCCAUCCAUCAACAGAUAGAGUUGGGUGUCAUCAGCAUACUGAUGGCAACCCAGCCCAAAACUCCGGACAAGCUGGGCGAGGGGCGCAUAAAGAUGUUAAAAGCAUCGGGGAGAGUAUCGCACCCUGAGGCACUCCACACACCAAGGAGUGGCGGGAUGACAAUGCCCCCAAGCGCCACCCUCUGUCCCCGACCGGAGAGAAACGAGCGCAGCCAUUGAAGGACUGUGCCCUGGAUCCCCACGUCGGCAAGGCGGUGGUCCAGGAGUUCGUGAUCAACCAUGUCGAAGGCUGCUGACAGGUCUAGAAGAAUCAGCAGCCCCGACCCGCCUCGGAUAGUCAUUGUUUGGAUGGGGGGCUUUUAUCCACUUCUGCAGACACAUAAUCAAUCAAUGAAUCAGUACUUGAACUGGAUUCCACACAGUCACAAAAACAAAUUAAUCAAAAAAAUCCUCAAAAACAAAAACACAAAAUAAAUAGAAAAAACAAAAGCGCCAGACUUAAUCAGUUCUGGAAGUCCAUUUGACUUCCGAAAUGUUCAAAAGCCAAGGCACAGCUUCUGAUUGGUGCAGGUGCCCCAGAAACAAUAGCCAACAGCCGCACUGGAUGUUCGGCUUCCGAAAAAUGUUCAAAAACCAAAACACUUACGUCCAGGUUUUCGGAGUUUGAGAACCAAAGCGUUUGAGUACUAAGGUACCACUAUAUUAGGGGCCCAAUCAGUCAGGGCUUUAUACAUCUGCAUUAAAUUGGUAUUGCUCAUACCUUAUAAGACCUGCAGCAAUAUCACUAACCACUCAAUAGAAGCAAAGAGGUGUUUGCUUUGGAGUGUACAUGCCUAGACGGUUUUAAUUGUCACCCCAGAAUAUUAAGCCAACAACCUGGCCCAAGAGGUAGGUGUAAGCACAAAGGGUCUGAAAUGCAGGGUGUCCACGUGACUGCUCCCGCUUGCUCAUCCCUUAACUGGCAACCUAUGAUCAUCACAUUUCGAAGGAUUAGGCCUCUUAACUGGCCGUAGUUACACAGCUGUGAAGCACCAGGACUGACACUUCCUGGGACAACAGCUCUGGGGCCAGCCUGCUCAUUGGACACACAAACCAGAAAAGAUCAUCACUGCUAAAACAUGCACACCUGUCAGCAGCUCUAUGAUAAAGUACCUGCUCUGCAAGCAGAGAGUCCCAGGUUGUCUCCAUGGGAUGCUGUAGCACUGAGCCAAGACCCCUCCCUAGUGUCCUUUGACAUUGGCAACAGAAGCCUACUUCAUUUGUUCAAGAGAUUUGGCUCCUCAUUGCCAUGGUGGGUCUAGCAGGACAGAAGAGCAUUCUAAUAAUGGCGACCGAACACAGCAGCGAAGAGAGAAAGUGGAGAGAGGAGGCAGGAAACGCACCUGGCAAAAUGACAGAUCCGUAGGAGGGGUGAGGAUUCUGAUGGGAUCAGGAUCCCUUUGAUUAAGGCUAAUUUCUCAAUCUGGUCGAGCCUGUCCAGAGAACAUGCCGCAGCCCUAAUGAUUAUCAGGCCCUUGGGAAAGGAUGGUUUUGGAAAGAGAUGUCAUCAUACGAUGACAGGUAGAAUGGCCUCUCCUAUUACAAAGGAGACAGAUAUAUGAGCAGAUUUUUUAUUUAUUUAAGUACAUGUAACUGAAAUUGUGGCAGAUGGAAAAUGGCUCCAUAUCAACAUGGGAUUUGGGACUUCAGUAAUGAAUUAGACAACAGAUGGCACUUCUACCUGAGCAAUAAGCCCAUUGGUGAAGUGGGAAGGUGAACCAUUUUACAAUGGACACAAUGCAUGAAAAGCACUCAGGGUGCUCCAGGUCCCAGCCUCUACGAUCUCUUGGAUGAGGAGAGGCCACAUCCCUGGGAAGGAAGACUGACUGCUUGAAUUUUUCAGUGAAAAGUGCCUGCUCAGGAUUGUGCCUGUUCACAGAUGAUCAAAACAUGCAGAUACAAAGCUACCUUCCAGCCAGAUCCUAAAACUAAAAUAAGUCUCUAACUGAAACUGUGGCAGAUGAACUGUAGCUCCGUAUAAACAUGGGAUGCGGGUGGCGCUGUGAGUUAAACUACAGAGCCUAGGACUUGCCGAUCAGAAGGUUGGCGGUUCGAAUCCCCGGGACGGGGUGAGCUCCCGUUGCUCGGUCCCAGCUCCUGCCAACCUAGCAGUUCGAAAGCACGUCAAAGUGCAAGUAGAUAAAUAGGUAUCACUCUGGCGGGAAGGUAAACGGCAUUUCCGUGCACUGCUCUGGUUCGCCAUAAGUGGCUUAGUCAUGCUGUACGCCAGCUCCCUCAGCCAAUAAAGCGAGAUGAGCACCGCAACCCCAGAGUCGGUCAUGACUGGACCUAAUGGUCAGGGGUCCCUUUACCUUUACCUUAAGGAUCAAAAGAUGGCACAAUCAUCUUCCACCUGAGCAGCAUAUUUCCUGUCUCUAGUUGAGGUUGCCAACGCGGUGCCCUUGAGGUCGUCUGCUGGUCACCACAAAACUUAGGAGGUGAUGAGGGCGGUUCGUUUUUUCUCCCUUGUAAAGUCCAUGGAGCUGACAGAGGGUGUUGGACAAGUGACCCACUUUUCCACUUCUUCCUUUAGCUCUAUGUAGCUUCAGACACUCCGAUUAGUUCUACUGUAAGAGGCCAGAGAGUGUGGCACCCAUGGCACUCACUUAAAAAUCCAGAUGUGCCCAUAGAUUGGCAACUCCUGCUUCUAGUACAAGACACACCAUAUUAGUGUCAUUCACAAGUGUCUUAUGCUAGGCUAUGAGGCGUUCUUAUGCUCACUUUGGACCCAUCAGGGUUAAAAGGAUGUUAAGGUUUUAAAUUCUGCUCCCUCCCCUCUAAUAAUAAUAAUAAUAAUAAUAAUAAUAAUAAUAAUAAUAAAUGACUUAUAUGCCACCCAUCUGACUGGGUUGGGGUAGCCCACUCUGUAUAGCUUCCAACAACUCUGUGAGGUACUUUAAGCUGAGAAAUGGUGAGCUUCACGACUGAAUGGGCAUUUGCACUCUGGUCUCCCAGAUCCCAGAUCCAACACCACGGUGAUGCAAUCCACUCUGCAGAACAGUGACCAAGCACCAGGACACAGAGCAGCAAUGAUGUGUACAGCAAGGAGUGCACCAUGUCAGAGACUUCUAGUAUUCCAGGCAUGAGGAAAUGGCAGGGAGACUUCCUGUCCUUGGCUGUAUGCAACCUCACUGGGAAGCAAUCAGAAACUCCACCUGAGAGUUCCAGGGGAAAGAAAAGUUGGCAUCGUCUCAGCCCUGACCUCACAAACAAACCCAAUGCUCUCAGGGCAGGGACAUUGUCACUUGUGUCUGCAUCCUGAACGCCACCUGUCGUGUGCUGAUGACUCCGAACGACAUCCACCAAUUAAGCUCAACUAUUGCUUGUCGAAAAUUACAGAUAAUUAUAGCGUCAAGAGGCCAUUGGUUUGGUGCUUGGCAUCAAAGGUUGACAGGUUUAUUUUUUUUUAUUUUUAUUUAUCUAUCACACUUAUAUCCUGCCUUUUUCUCCGAAGAGCUCAAGCUGGCGUACAGGGUUCUCCUCCUUUAAUCUCCACAACAACCCUGUGAGGUGGGUUAGGCCGAGAGGCAGUGAUUGGCCCAAAGUCACCCUUUGUGAGCUUCGUGGCCAAGAGGGGAUUUGAACCCUGGUCUCCUGGAUCCUAGUCCAACACUCUAACCACUACACCAUCCUGGCAGCAACCUGGAGACCUGUGCUUUUAAAUGUGUUGAUGCAAUGGAUGGCACAGCAGCCUCAGGUCACUUGCCUGUUGCUUAGUCCCUGCUCCCGCUUCUCUGCUGUUUGGCACACCUGGAGUUUAGGUUUUCUGCCUCUUACCUCUGACACGGGACAUUGCCCUUUGGAUCCCUUGCUGGAGGAGGAGGAAAGGUAACAGCCAUGGCUCCGCCAUGCUUCUCUGCUCAUUCCUCCCUCUCCGACUUUGUCAUUCCCCUUGCUUGCCCCACCUGCUGGGGCAAUUAGGACUUCAGGUGUGCCACAUAUAUGCAGCAGGCGAUACAGUGGGAUGGACAGCCAGUACCAUAAAAAUCAUGGGCGGGAGACAGAGCUAACCACAACCUUGUCUAAAGGUAAAGGUAAAGGACCCCUGACCAUUAGGUCCAGUCGUGGCCAACUGGGGUUGUGGCGCUCAUCUCACUUUAUUGGCCGAGGGAGCCGGCGUACAGCUUCCACGUCAUGUGGCCAGCAUGACUAAGCCACUUCUGGUGAACCAGAGCAGCGCAUGGAAAUGGCAUUUACCUUCCCGCCAGAGCAGUACCUAUUUAUCUACUUGCACUUUGAUGUGCUUUCGAACUGCUAGGUUGGCAGGAGCAAGGACCAAGCAACAGGAGCUCACCCCGUCGCGGGGAUUUGAACCGCCGACCUUCUGGUCAGCAAGUCCUAGUCUCUGUGGUUUAACCCACAGCGCCACCCGCGUCAGCUCUUUAAAAGCAGCUUGACCUUCAGAAAUGAGCUGGUGAAAAUUUUACUCCGCGGUGAUAAACUUGAGGCAGAUGCAUAGCGCUGACUCAGACCAUUGGGCUGUCCAGCUCAGCAUUAUUGUCCUCAAUGGCUAUCCAAGAUUUUCUCCCAGCCCUAAGUGGAGAUGCCAGGGAUCGAACCAGGGACCUUGUACUUGCAAGGCAGAGGUUCUACCACUAAGCUACAGCUCUUCCACUACCCAUUCACUGUUAACAUCAGCCCAUUGAUGCUGAUCUGGCACAGCUGCAGGGAACAGUUCAGAACCUCAAUGGAAGACGACAUGGAGGAACUCCAGGCCACCGUUUCUUCCUCUUCACCUGGAAGGCAGCUCCUGUAGUCUGUGGUGGGCGGCUCUGCUGCAAAACCUGAUAGCUAUCUGCGAAGGAGCAGUCAUGUCGAGCUGCACCAACGCAAGACAUCUCUUUUUGCCAGCAGCAUCGCACCUGGAAUCCAUAAAGUUGCUCAUUAGAAGCUGGCAAAGCUGGAUGAGUCACUAAUGCAUGGCAGAACGUACCUAGUCAAAUAAGUACUUUUGGGAAAAGAUGCUCCCGUCUAAUAAUGUCAAGCAGCGCACAUCGCAGGAAACAGGGGCGAACCAGGCCACACAGUGAGAAAACAGUCAUUAUAUUUAACUAUGUAAAUAUAAGGCAUACGUAGUCAUGCCACAAAAGGACACACCUGCUGUGCACUGGUGAGUUGUGGAUUGCUGACACCAUAUCCAUCUUUUGCUCUCGCACAAUCACUUGGGCAGGUUGAGAUUUCUAAAUAGUGGCAUCUUCUGGUGGUUCUUACGCUUCUACUUUCACUCGAGGCGCCUGACAUGUUGGCACCUGGGGCACUGAGCUGCUCCCAUCAGUUUUGGUUGAAUUCAGCUAGACAGAGCUCCCCCUCCUUCUGCUCCCAACCCAGAUCUUCUCCAGAGGGGUGGGGGAACCUCUAGAGCAGAUUUGGGGUGUGUGCAUGUGCACGAUAAGUUCUCUUGUCUUGUACGAGUGAAAGGUAUUCUGCUCUUGCAACCACUCUAACUCCAUCCGCACUACACAUUUAAAGCACUAUCAUACCGCCUUAAACAGUCAUGGCUUCCCCCAAAGACUCCUGGGAUCUGCAGCUUGUUAAAAUUGUUGAGAGUUGUUAGGAGACCCCUAUUCCCCUCGCGGAGCUACAAUUCUCAGCCAUAUCACAGUGGUUAGAGCAUCUGCUUUGAAUACAGGAGGUUCCAGGUUCAAUCCAGGUAAGCCUGGGGAGGAUCCUGAUCUGGAACCCUGUUUUGCUGCAGGGUCGAGUGUGGACCAGGGUUUCCCAAACUUGGACCUCCAGCUGUUUUUGGACUACAACUCCCAUCAUCCCUUUCCACUGGUCCUGUUAGCUAGGGAUUGUGGAAUUUGUAGUCCAAAAAACAGCUGGAGAACCAACUUUGGGAAACCCUGGUGUAGGCAAUACUGAGCUGGAGGGUCUGGUUCUCAGUAGAGGGCAACUUCCUAUGUUCCUAUAUUUUGGCUCAGGUGUUGAUUAUCUGCUUUGCGUCCAGAAGGUCCCAGGUUCCAUCCCUGGUUUCUCCAGGGCUGGGAGAGAAGCCUCCCUGAAAGGCUGGAGAGCUUCUUCCAGUCAGUGUAGACAAUACUGAACUAGAAGGACCAAGGAUUCAACUCUGGAUAAGGGAGCUUCGUACACUGCUUUAGAUACGGGAGACUAUCAUGGCAUCCUUGUGGACGGAUGAGCCGGUGGUGCUGGAGGAAAACUCGUGCCUGACACCUCUGCCCCAGACACAGGCAGCUCAUAAAUUCCUGGAGGCUGAGGUGGUUGUGGGUGACCUCAUGUGCAUCGAGUGGCUGGAGCAUGCUGCGGAGCAGAGCGAAGGUUGCAAACUUUAAUUGGCACUACUGAGGCUCAAGGCACAUAACUGAUGGGAAGGAUUUCAAGGACACCACCCUCCCUCGUGACUCAAUCACUCGUAGGCCAACCAUUUGGUAAGGCAGCCCAAGACAAUGGUGUGUUUAUAUUGCUCCAUGCCUUGGCCUGCGUCGUAGCCAACCACUCCUGAUUAUCAGGCAUGAACAGCACGUGGACUCCCAGGUGAGCAGGUGGCACACAGAGUCUUCUUCUUCUUCUUCUUCUUCUUCUUCUUCUUCUUCUUCUUCUUCUUCUUCCAUGAACACGGUUUUAAAAGUGAGUCUGUAAGUGACUGUGGAGGCCUGUUCUGGAUCCACACGUCCUUCCACAGUGGGGACAUAGGUUUCCAGGUGGGAAUUAAUCACAGUGAGGGUUUGCCAAGCAUGUCUUCCUCUUGGCACGUUUCUCCCUUUUGUCCUGAGUUUGAGCAUCUUCAAAGCCCAUGACAAAUUUGGUAAAGGCUGUUCUCCAAUUGGAGCGCUUGCAGGCUAGUGUUUCCCAGUUGUCGGUGUUUAUACAUGUGUGUCCAAAUGUGUACAUGGAAGGGGCUCCAACUCUUUCCCCACCAAAGCCAGUCUCACCAUCGUUAACAGCUGCAUGGCAGAAAUUAAACAGGCAGAGCUUUUCCCAACACAAAGGUGACCAUGAUUGCAUCUGUUGAAUUUCAGGCAACUGUACAACUGUUAAAGGUACAGAUCUUCUGUGGGUGGGAUAGCCUACUUAAGUGUUAUUGGGGAAAGGAGAGAUUUUAGGAGCACACAAGUUCUUGGGAGGAUAGCGAAUCCCAUAGCAGCGUUCUCCCUGAAAAUUGCAGAUUUUUCACUAGGGUGACCACAUAAGGCACACUGGUGGACCAGUGUUAGUUGUGUAGAGGAGGGAAAUUAGGCAAACAUGCCUGCCCCAUAGGGACAGACAAAAUUGCACUUACUGAAAUUUGUAAUUCGGUUAAGGAGUCGAAACUGUGUCAUUGUGAGCCCUGUCCUUUCGCAGCUCAUUGCCUUGUUUUUCAGACAUGCACAUGCACCCUUCAAUUUAGCAAUUCAUUUCGUACCUUGAUCUGGGGCUGCUUGUCCAAAAUAGUGGGCCUGCCCCUUUAAAUAAUAAGCACAUGGAAGGAGUCAAUGUCCCACCCACCAAAUGUGGUUGUAACCCCAGCUGCCAUCAUCCCUCACCACUGGCCAUGCUGGCAAGGGAUGAUGGGAGUCCAGCAACAUCAUGCUAGCUACCCUGACAUAGCAAACACAACACCAUAGUUUAUUUCCUUGCAAAGCCUGGAAUUAUAAUAAUAGCGAGAGACCAGUAACCAUUAGGAGGAGCCAGAGUUCUUUUCCUUCUGCUAGUUCUCCACCCAUCUCUUUUAGCUCCCCUUCACUAGAGAGCCAGUGUGGUGUAGUGGUUAAAAGCGGUAGACUCGUAAUCUGGUGAACCGGGUUCGCUUCCCCGCUCCUCCACAUGCAGCUGCUGGGUGACCUUUGGGCCAGUCACACUUCUCUGAAGUCUCUCAGCCCCACUCACCUCACAGAGUGUUUGUUGUGGGGGAGGAAGGGAAAGGAGAAUGUGAGCCGCUUUGAGACUCCUGAAGGGGAGUGAUAAAGUGGGAUAUCAAAUCCAAACUCCUCUUCUUCUUCUUCUUCUUCUUCUUCUUCUUCUUCUUCUUCUUCUUCUUCUUCUUCACUAUUCUGGAGGAGCAACCAGGAACUGCCCUACCAUCAGGCCAGAGUUGCAGGGAGGAACUUGUAAACAUCUAGAUGCACUUGGACUAAACUCCCAUUAUCCUUGGCCCCUGGCUGUGCUGACAGAGGCUCAUGGGAGCUCACAAUAACAUCUGGAGAACCACAGAUUCUUCCAUCCCUAUUGCUGCAGGACAGUUUCAUUUUCCUUUAACCCAAAUAACCUCUUGCCUGCGGAGACUGGAGAGCAGGCUACGGCAGGAGGGACAAAUACAGCACAAAAUGCGUACCUGGUUCAGGAGGGGACACCAUUCAGACAGCAAUCUUUGGCAUGAGAACUGGGGUGACACAAGCAUGGCCUGGCUUGAUUUAACUUGUGAGAUGCUGGAAGAUAUGUCUUCAUCUGGGCUUGGGAAUGCUUGCCUUCAAGCCCUCUGCUGACCUUCGUCUUGGACACUUGCAUCGUCUAGUUUGCAUUCAUAAGAGCUCUGCCAUGACUGGGAUAAUGUGGAAUAAAUAAGCAUAAUGCGCAGAUAGGAGCAAUUGAUUUUUGAGGCACUCGUCUCUUCCUUGGGGGCUUCACAUAAGCAUCUGGUUGGCUGCCGUGAUAAAAGAUGCUCGACUAGAUGAGCCACUGGCCUGAUCCAACAGGGCCCUUAUCAACAUUGCAAAUAAAUAAAUAAUCCUCUGUGGAUGUGACUGCUUCCAUUUACGAGCCAUCAAAGUCAAUGGUCAUCACCGUAUAUCUUUUGGCAUUGAAUUCCAAUUAAAUCUCGCUUGUGCAAAGAAACAUUCUACUUUGUUUUCUAUGUCGACGGGCCUAUGCAGCUGUUUAAAAUUUUGUUGAGUAGCUGGUCAUUUUCAUGAUUGAUCUGUAAGGCUUUUAAUGGUCUUUUUUUUAAAAAAAAAAAAGUUUGAAUAUUGCUGUACACUGCCCUGGUAUUUUAUGAGAGUGCAGUAUAUAAACACCAUCAUAAAUAAACAAUAUAGAAUAAAUUCUGGCUUUGCUGAACCUACUGCCAAUCAAUAUGAAUCUGACUCAACACAUUUUCCAUUUGCUCCUGCUCCAUCGAUAUAGACAAGAUUACCACCUUGACCUAUCCAUCUAAUAUCACCUUCUCUCUCUUUUUUCCAGGAAGUCAUCAGAGAAGUCUGCAGAUGGUGAGUCUACUCCACCUUCUCGAUUUCCAGAUACUUGAAAACUAACCUUGCCAGGCAUUGAAUCUGGCAGCUUUAUGCAAGCCAAACACACAGUGCCGGAUUUACGUAUCACCUAAACAAGCUAUAGCUUAGGGCCCCACUCUCUUGGGGGCCUCCAAAAAAUUUAAAGGGAAAAAAACUGGAUGUACAUUUCCAAAAUAUAAGAUAAAAAACAAAUAAAAUAAAACCUACAUACAGCAACAGUGUUUUGUGUUGUGUAGGCUCCUAUGAUGUAAGUAAUGGGCCCCGCCUGCUAGCCUGCUCCCUAAAAUAUCACUGUCACUGUUAAUAUACUUCUUCUUAAUUGUAUUUCAGUUCAACAAUUACUUUGGUAAAAUACAUAUUUUGUUAUGUGCAAAUGGCUUUAGAUACCUAUUAGGUCCAUAAAGUACCAUAUAGCAUUUGUUCAACACAAAAAACAGCAACAAUUUGUUGUCGACAAAGGACAGCUGGGCAUAUAAAGGGCCCCAUUAUCUUCAGUAGCUUAGGGCCUCAUCAAACCCUAAAUCCAGCCUUGCAAACAUGGGCUCAAACAGUACUAUAAGGAUAAAGGGAUCCCUGACCAUUAGGUCCAGUCGCAGACAACUCUGGGGCUGCGGCGCUCAUCUCGCUUUAUUGGCUGAGGGAGCCGGCGUACAGCUCCUGGGUCAUGUGGCCAGCAUGACUAAGCCGCUUCUGGCGAACCAGGGCAGUGCACGGAAACGCCGUGUACCUUCCCGCCAGAGCAGUACUUAUUUAUCUACUUGCACUUUGACGUGCUUUCGAACUGCUAGGUUGGCAGGAGCAGGGACCGAGCAACGGGAGCUCACCCCGUUGCGGGGAUUCGAACCGCCAACCUUCUGAUCAGCAAGUCCUAGGCUCUGUAGUUUAACCCACAGCACCAUCCGCGCCCCUCAAACAGUACUAUAGAUGGCCCUAAACAUGUUUGUAGGAGAUAGCUGCUUAAGUAUCAAAUUGCAGGCCAGGGAAAUUUUAGGAUGAGGGGGCAACCCUGGGGCUUUUCAGUGGGUCAUGAACUCCAAAUCCCACCAGCCCCAGCACCAUUUGGAGGGCUGAACACUCCCAUUUCUGCCCCAAUGGGUUCCCCACAUCUCAGUUUGUUAUGUACUGAGUUGAAUAGGAUCCAAACUGCAGCAGUCUGAUUGGUCCUAGAACAAUAGGAUUCAGAAUGCAGCAGUCUGAUUGGUCCUAGAACAAUGCAGCAGUAUGAUUGGUUGGCAGGAACCACCCAAUCAUGCUCCAGAUAUAAGUGAAUCCACAACCUGACUGGCUUACAGUAGAAUUCCAGAAUUAGCCAAUCAUGUGCAGCCCAUUGUGUAAAUAAUGUAUAUAAAGCAGAUACUUUGAGGGGACUUUCAUUCAUUCCUCCUCACCACUAUGAGCUGAAUAUAGAGCAUGAAAUCACUUUGCGACUCUGAGUAUAUUUCACAGUUCAUCAUCUUUUGGUGAUGCUGUGAUCCACACAGGUACCAGAGCUGCCACUGCUGCCUCAGCAGCGUCAUGACUCUGUGCCAAGAUUUCUCAAGGAAUAUAUGGAAGCUUUCACUGAAAUUCCACUUCCAUGCCCUGUAGGCUAAUUGCUAUCUAUUUUUAAAAAGGAAGCCACAUCCAAAGUUGAAAAGAACAAGGCAAAGCUUCAGGUUUGUUCCUUCGGUAGCUCAGCCGGUAGAGCGGAGGACUGUAGAUUGUCGUCCAAGCCAUCCUUAGGUCGCUGGUUCGAUUCCGGCUCGAAGGACAAAGUGUUUUUGCUUGCCAGAAGUAGCUCCUGAUCUCUCAACCAAUCAUACACUGUGGCUUCCCUCAUCAUGACUAUAGUCUGGAGAAACCCACUGAGUCAUGGGAGUUGUAGUCCAUCAAUGCCACUGUUUUCCCUUCCCUGACGUAGACGGUCGUUUAAUAUAUUGGCUCUGAACUGUUGAGGAGCAUUAAAUGUCAUCACAAUCUUAAUUGUGCCUGGAAGCGCCUGCUAAAAACAUUUUUUGUUCAGACAAGCCUAUCCAGAUGUAGAAGCCAGCAAGUAUUUUUAAUAUGUUUUUAGCUUAUUUUAUAUUUUAAUUAUUUUCUGCAUUUUAAAAAAUGGCUGUUUUUAACUCCUUUUUAUUGAUAAUUUUAAUGUUUGCUUUCUUUUUUAUAAACCGCUUGGAGAUUCUAUUUGCAAUCAAGAGGUUUACAAAUUUCAUGGAAUAAAAUAAAAAUAAGAUGUCUGACACCUCCUGUACAGAAACACCCUUGAGGUUCCUCCACUGAGCAACUGGGACCCUGAAAUGCAAGCGCUGCCCUCCAUCCUAGUCUUGAUAUUUAUUGUUUGUGUAUCUUCAUUUUUCUCUCCACAGCUAAUGUGGUUUGGAUGCUCCCAGACACCCAUAUUCACCUGAACCUGCAGAACAACCUACCUGGAGCCCUUCAAAGUGGCAAUCCCUGCUUCCCAAGAUUUGAAGACCCUCAACAAGAUGGCCAAACAAGCCACCUCCAAAUGGCUCAGGCUACGGCAUGGGGGCAGCUAAAUUUGGGGAGGGCUGCUGGUGGUGGAGAAACUGAGAUUUCAGCCAAGCAUGAAGCUCUGGAUUUACGAAUGGACCUGCAAGAGUUAGGGAGACUCUCGUGCUGCAGGGCUUAGGUUAUUUUCUAGAGAGAGAUAUCAAGCUGUCUCAGAAACUACAAGAUGCAUUGGCUUGGUGAGUGGGGCGGGCGGGAAAAGUGCUCCAUACAUGGCAGAACCCCCUUUACUUUGUUAGGGUUUAGAGUUUGGAAUCAGAUUUCAGGCUUUCGUCAUCCCCUGGUUCGGAUUAAGCCCUGCCCCAUAACUGAGCAGAACAGGCUAAAUCUGCGAGGAGUGACUGGUUCCACGUUUGACUAAGUCUUCAGAAGUUCUGGUACCUCCAAGUGUCACUUGAUGUGGGAGAAGACGAGAUCUUGGAGAAGAAUGAUUGGUUUUCUUUUAGUUUAUCCAUCUCUGCCAUCUUCCUCUGCUAAUUUCCUGUCUGCCUUGUCUGGGAAGUGUAAACCUUCUAGGCAAAACUCCCCAGUUUCUCUGUUCUUUACAGGGUCUAGUACACACUGCUGACACCGUGUUAAAUGGCAGAAGGAAUAAUUGUUUGACAUGAACUGGUAUUUACUGAAAGGCAUUAAAGUGAUCCGAAGUUCCCAAUGCAGUUAUUUCAUAAAUGACCAGUGGGUGGUGCUGUGUGGUCAUUUAUCUUUCUGGCUAGCUUAAUAAAAAUCUGUCAGUGAUUCUAACCAGCUUCUAAACUUGACCCAGGUACCAUCCGAGGGGAGAAAUCUGAAGUUCAAUGUACAUACCUUACUUCCCCAAAGUCCACUCCCCUUUCCACAAUAUAUUGUACUGCUGAUAAGGAAGAAAAUGUAUUAUACCACAAAUAACGUUGUGUUUGUUUCGUGUACUAUAUAUAAUUAUUUUAAUUUUUGUGUGUCUCGAGUUAUUUGAGUCCUUCCAUGGAAUGGACUUUUAACUGUAAAUCAACGGGCAAGUAAUUAAAAAAAAGGCAUUAUCCCAAAGGAAA
This is a messenger RNA of Podarcis lilfordi (Lilford's wall lizard), 20072 nucleotides long. The record is from the annotation of a GenBank genome assembly. Lineage: Eukaryota; Metazoa; Chordata; Lepidosauria; Squamata; Lacertidae.